UGGCGCAGUUAACGUUCGACCUGCCCAGUCGAGGUUAGGACGUCGUUGGAGGUGGUUGGCAGUGUGUCAGUGUCCGUUGACACCUGCGCCUUUUUUUUUUACCGAGAACAGACGAUCGUAAGUGCCGGUUUAUUCAGAUUUAGUACAGCGAUCAGCCAGGAGAGCAAAUUCAGAAAGAGACAGUCGCGUUGUAAUAAGUCUGGUGGUUAAGUGGGAGAGAAGCUUAACUUACUUUAAAACGUGGGUGGUGUGUGUGAGUGACUAAAUUUCCUCUUAAGUAAAGGAAGAAAGCCGUGAGCGGUAACGUUGGCCUGGAACAUUGGGUGCGGCCGCGCCGCCAUUUCGUGAAAGCGAUCAGGAGGGCUAGGAUUGACGGGCGAUCGUGUGCAAGGCGCAUGCGCAGCUCGCUGGCAAGUUCGCGUUGGCUGUUGAUGCUGCGUCGUGAAAGGUGGAAUCGAGGUGGCGUUUUCCAAUUGGACGAGGGGGAGGCGGAACUCGGCGACGUGUUGGAGCGAGCGGUGUGACUUGCGUGGGGUUCUGCCUUUCUUGAUGUCAGACUGCGGCAACCAAGGGUGGAGGAGCUACUCUACCUUAAGCGAUACCAUGAGUGGUUGUCGUGUAUUCAUCGGAAGGUUGAAUCCAGCCGCCAGAGAGAAGGAUGUGGAGAGAUUCUUUAAGGGAUAUGGACGCAUCCGAGAUAUUGAUCUGAAGAGAGGUUUUGGAUUUGUGGAGUUUGAAGAUCCCAGAGAUGCUGAUGAUGCAGUCUAUGAAUUGGAUGGAAAAGAGCUCUGCAGUGAAAGAGUCACAAUUGAACAUGCCAGAGCCCGCUCUAGAGGUGGAAGAGGCAGAGGACGUUAUUCUGACCGAUUUAGUAGCCGCCGCCCACGAAAUGAUAGAAGAAAUGCACCACCUGUAAGAACAGAAAAUCGUCUCAUUGUAGAAAACUUGUCUUCUCGAGUCAGCUGGCAGGAUCUCAAAGACUUCAUGAGACAAGCUGGGGAAGUAACAUUUGCAGAUGCACACAGGCCCAAAUUAAAUGAAGGGGUGGUUGAGUUUGCCUCUUACAGUGAUCUAAAGAAUGCUAUUGAAAAACUUUCUGGCAAGGAAAUCAAUGGAAGGAAAAUCAAACUAAUUGAAGGCAGCAAAAGACACAGUAGGUCUAGAAGCAGGUCUCGCUCCCGUAGCAGGAGCUCUUCAAGAUCUCGUAGCCGUUCUCGGUCCAGAAGCCGCAAGUCUUACACCAGGUCCAGAAGCCGAAGCCGUAGCAAAUCACGCUCAGUUAGUCGAUCUCCUGCCCCUGAAAAGAGCCAGAAACGUGCUUCCUCAAGUAGAUCAAAGUCUCCUGCUUCUGUGGAUCGCCAGAGAUCGCGCUCAAGGUCAAGAUCUGUAGAUAGUGGCAACUGAAUUGUGCAGCUUGCCUUGGAACUUUAAAACCAUACUUGCUAAUAGUUGUGGUAAGUAUGUGACUUUUGGGAAAGAGGGACUGAACCAGGGGAGGGGGAGGGUUGUUACAGCUUUGUAAAUGUGGACCAUCAGAAAAGUUACUGAACUAAUUGUAUUCUCUUUUUGAUAAAUCUUUUUCCUGCUCACUUCAUUAAGUCAGAAGUGCAUAGCUUUAUGUAUAUUGCUAGAGCUCUUUGAAAAAAACUAAUUUUUUUGUAUUUAAAGAGAAUCCUACUGAACAUUUUGUUCUCAGUAUACUCUAGUAAUUGGAAUUUGGGAUGUUAAAUGUUUUAAAUUGGUUAAUUGAGCUUUACACCAGCUGUAAAUAAAGCUUUAUUUCAGGUUUUGGGAAUGAAUCCCAAGUAUUUGUUUGCUGCCUUGGCCAUAUUUCCAAACAUACUGGUCAAAACUCACAAUAAAACUAUUUUAAAAAAAAA
Messenger RNA from Python bivittatus (Burmese python), 1880 nucleotides. It is a transcript of the gene SRSF5, whose product is annotated as serine and arginine rich splicing factor 5. NCBI's taxonomy places the organism in Eukaryota, Metazoa, Chordata, Lepidosauria, Squamata, Pythonidae. Gene Ontology annotation, molecular function: mRNA binding. The record is from RefSeq and is a predicted model, not a curated record. Gene Ontology annotation, cellular component: cytoplasm; nucleus.